AAAAUCAACCAUGAAGCUCCCACUGGGCAUAUCAAUGGUACUACCACGGAAAUUCGCUGGGUUUAUUCCCCUUUUCAUCGGCGUUGAGCUUGUGCUUGCAGUGGCCAUUCUCAACAAAGCCGGCGGCGCAUAUGGAAUAUUAUCACUUCUCACAGGCCACCCCAUUGACUUCUGGCAAUGGCUCUGGAACAUGCUGUGCAUCGUGCUGUUGCCGGUGUACAUCUCGGCCCUCAGCAACCUCAUGACACGGUUCAAGAACGUUCGGAAAAUGUCUCUCGUGUGCCUUGUGUAUACUUUCGACACAGUGUUUGGAUUGGUUUACACGCUCUACUUUCUGUGGUUCUGGUUCCACCACGAAGCGGGCCUGUCGGACCAGCUGUCGGGCUCGCACCGGCGUGGCAUGGCAGUGCCUCCAGGAGAUUACAAGGACGAGGUGCUGUCGUCGCUGACGCAGUCACAGUCGGCGUCUCCGGCGCACGAACUCUUCCUCACUGUUAGCGCCACGGUGGUGGUAACAGUGGUACGCGCCUACUUUAAUCUCGUGGUGGUGUCGUUCACGAGGCAGCUCCUCAAGCAGUACGGUCACGACGAGGUGGUGGCCGACGACGAACAGACCCUUUUCCAGAACAAGGGCGUGGUGGCGCGUGUGCGGCGGACCGUGUUCGAAAUCGAGGUCCGUUCUCGUGACAUCCUUCUUGACUUGUUCAGUUAAACGGUUCUCACGUGACCAAGUGUUUGCAUUUAUCCACAUUUAUCACCGCGCGUAGUCAAUACAAAUAUUCGCAAA
Molecule: messenger RNA, 787 nt
Organism: Yamadazyma tenuis ATCC 10573
Lineage: Eukaryota; Fungi; Ascomycota; Pichiomycetes; Serinales; Debaryomycetaceae
Biological process (GO): inositol phosphoceramide metabolic process
Cellular component (GO): inositol phosphoceramide synthase complex; Golgi membrane
Molecular function (GO): inositol phosphoceramide synthase regulator activity
Source: RefSeq, a predicted model, not a curated record